CUUCCUUUUUGAUCAUCUCGCAACAACCAGCAUCGCACGUCCGGAAGUAGAUUUAAAAUUAGUCCUCGCUAACCACAGUCCUCUCGGCUCCCCAUAUAAUUCCAACCCCGCCCGUCCUUCUCAUCAGAAUCCAGAGUCCACACGCGAGAACUCACACCGACGGACAUGGGGAACUGCCAGGCAGCGGACGCGGCGGCCGUGGUGAUCCAGCACCCGGGCGACGGCAAGGUGGAGCGCCUCCACUGGCCGGCCACCGCGGCGGACGUCAUGCGCAGGAACCCCGGCCACUACGUCGCCCUCGUCGUCCUGCAUCACGUCGACUCCGAGCCCGGCCCCGCCGUCGCCGGAGAACGUGGAGGUGCCAGGAUAACCAAGAUCAAGCUCCUCAAGCCGAAGGACACGCUCCUCCUCGGCCAGGUCUACCGUCUCAUCACCUCCCAAGAGGUGACCAAGGCCGUGCAGACGAGGAAGCAGGAGAGGAUGCGCGGCUGCGACGAGGCCAUCGAGCAGCAGCGGCCGCGGCUUCACCGGCGGCGGCACCUGCCGAGGCUGACGGGCGACGACGCGGCCACGGCCGCCAGCGGAGAACAGAGGCAGCCUGCCGACCAUCAGGAACGGAAGCGGCUGGAGAAGGACCGGCACCACCGGAGCAUCACCGCCGCCCCCGGCAGAGGCAGAGGCAGAGGCGGGCACUGGCGGCCGGCGCUGCAGAGCAUCACAGAGUCGUCGUCGAGCGGACACACUGACUGCGAGGAUACACGUAAAUGAACUACGUAGAAAAGUAGAACAAGGUAUUGGGCGAUGUACAUUAGGCGAUCUGAAUGUAUCCCAUCGGCUUCUGUCCCGCUUGAAUCCGUUUUGGUGAUACAGUAGCAUGCAUUGCCCCUUCUUAUUUUUUUCUUCUGAAGAUUACCCGUUCGUGUC
Messenger RNA from Aegilops tauschii subsp. strangulata, 924 nucleotides. RefSeq lists its product as uncharacterized. The record is from RefSeq and is a predicted model, not a curated record. NCBI's taxonomy places the organism in Eukaryota, Viridiplantae, Streptophyta, Magnoliopsida, Poales, Poaceae.